GCUUGGCUUGGGUUCGAUGUGACCCCGAUUGAACAUUAUUGAAUGGUCACAAACUAACUUGUAGUAAAUCAUGUUUACGCUCAGCUGAUAAAAGAAAAGGAUUUCUAAAAAAAAAAAAUCGUGGAUUUUCAGACAUAGGGUCUACAUCUAGGUUGCUACGGUCUUCUCUGCAAUAGACAAGGGUUCAGUUUUCAGGAGAAAAGACCUUGGAAAGGAUACCAAAAAACGUAUCAGAAACUAUCACCACCAAACGACGAGAGACGCCGAUGCAGAAUUUAGUGUUAUAGCAACGAGGAUCGAGGAUGCGGCGGCUCCCAUUUCGGUGCUAACUUAAAUAUAAACAUGGAUGCUAAAUCACUUCUUAUUGGCAUUUGGAAGAUUACAGAAUGAUUCAACACCAUGAAUACUUUCCUUGAGUGAUAGUUAUUACAGUGGUAAGACAUGGAAUUUUUAUAGUGAAACUAGCAACGUUAAAAUAUAGUGGAGUAAUCGAGACGUCGAGAUGGCAUCUCGUCCGAACUACAACCCUCAGUGGCACGGCUCGGCGGCGGCUUCGCGACGGAGACGCGUCGGCCUGGGUACACCUCAGUACCUCGGUGGAGGCAGCUCGUCGAUGCAACCUAGGAAUACGCGCAUGUAUGGCGGUGUCCAAUCCCACAGCAGAGGCAGAACUGCAUAUGAUGCUAGGGAUUCAGCUGGGAAUUAUGCCCCAAGGGGACAGUUUGCCACAGACUUUGCAACUUACGAAGACGAUGUGAUUGUAGAAGAGAUCGAGGAUGAGGAUUGGGAGGAGUACGGCUUCGGUGAACGUGAGACGGUCGUGGAGAGACAGCUGAGUCAGAGCAUAUCGUAUGACUCUGAUCUGUCUGGUAGUCCCUCAAACUCAACUGUGAAGAGAACUUCAGAGGAUUGGCACUCUGUAUUUGAUAAAAGAUUAUUACAACAAUCAACAAACUUUUCAGUCACUGCCAUUUUACCAAAAGGACAUAAAGUUUCGCUGCAGUGUGUGGACGGCAUGCGGGUGCGAGACCUGUUGGCAGCGGCCAUCAUGGAAUACAAGCUUCCAGACUGCAGGGUCCGUCUAGCCUCAACGAGAGCGCUACUCAACGAGGAUGCAGAGGCUUUUUUACUCAGGAAUAGAGAGAUCGAGUUUGAGGAGAGGCUGCUAGAAAUACCUGUAGAAGGUACCACCGACCGCUGUCUAGCUCUCCUCCUCAACUUUGUCAUCUCUCAACGGGAUUACUGUGAUCUCCUACGCAGCUACUUCAAUACCUAUGAAGAACCACUAAGUCAACUACCUUCAUUAUCAUCGUACCAUAAACGAUUGUUGUUCUCUAAUCUCAGGCCUAUUCUACGCUACAGCACACGGUUAUUAGCACAGUUAGAGGAGUUAGUCACUAGCUGGAAUACGAGGCACAAACCUAUAGGUGUCAUCUUUUCACGUGAGCUGUGGCAGGAACACAGAAAGUAUUAUAAUACCUACAAUGAAAUCAGGAAACUUACACAUUAUCUUCGCCAACACAACCCAGAGUUUAUUGAACUAUGCCAAGAGCUACGAGGUGCUGCAAGACACUCUUUUGAUUCACUCAUUCUACUACCGGUAAGUCACGUGAUGGUGAUGAUGAUGAAGAAUAGCAGGGGUAUGGUGGUGGAGGUGAUGAUGAGGGUGAAUGAUGGUCUUGAAUAUAAUGAUGGUGGUGGUAUUGUUGACAAUAGUCUUGAUGGUGGUGGUAGUUAUCUUAGUGAAUGAUUGGUUAAUAGUGUGGUGAUGGUGAUGAUUGUGAAGAAGAUGAUUACAAUGAUGGUGAUGAUAAUUACUAUAGGAAGAC
Messenger RNA from Strongylocentrotus purpuratus (purple sea urchin), 1829 nucleotides. RefSeq lists its product as uncharacterized. The transcript is spliced from 7 exons. Bases 503 to 1750 code for a protein of 415 amino acids. The record is from RefSeq and is a predicted model, not a curated record. Gene Ontology annotation, molecular function: guanyl-nucleotide exchange factor activity. Lineage: Eukaryota; Metazoa; Echinodermata; Echinoidea; Camarodonta; Strongylocentrotidae.